Molecule: messenger RNA, 1611 nt
Organism: Endocarpon pusillum Z07020
Lineage: Eukaryota; Fungi; Ascomycota; Eurotiomycetes; Verrucariales; Verrucariaceae
Exons: 5
Coding region: 1-1611 (536 amino acids)
Biological process (GO): fructose 2,6-bisphosphate metabolic process; fructose metabolic process
Cellular component (GO): cytosol
Molecular function (GO): ATP binding; 6-phosphofructo-2-kinase activity; fructose-2,6-bisphosphate 2-phosphatase activity
Source: RefSeq, a predicted model, not a curated record
AUGGACACCCUAUUAACAGCGGAGGUGGCUGCCAACUCUCCAAGGUUCAGGCGGAAGUCAAGCACUUUCGUGGAUGCCAUUCAUGAUUUACCAGAGAAAAUGGAAAUGGCACCCGCGCAGCUUUACAGCACCGAAUCUGGCCGCCUGUUCCACUCUGGGAGGAUCGCCAUUGCGACGGUUGGACUGCCUGCUCGUGGCAAGACUCAUGUGUCAGUGGCAUUGGCUCGGUACCUACGUUGGCUUGGAGUUAAGACUCGGAUAUUUCAUUUGGGAGACUACCGACGGGCAACGGUUGGACCAGGAAAAGAUGUGCCAGACGACUACUUCUUUGUGAAUGCAUCAGCAUCGUCCGUGUUACUACGACAGAAGAUCCUGAAGAAGUGUCGUGAGGACAUAUAUCAUUUUCUCAACCAUGAAAACGGCCAGAUUGCAAUCUAUGAUGCUGUCAAUCCACUCUCGGCGGGUCGGAGAUCCCUAGCAAAAGAGUUUGCAAAGCAUGAUAUCGAAACGCUCUUUAUCGAGUCGUCUUGCGAUGAUGAAAGAAUCAUUGAAGAGAAUGUGCGAAGCGUUAAGAUAUCUUCUCCAGAUUAUGUUGGCUGGGAUCCCGCUGACGCAGUCAAACAUUAUCUUGCAAGGAUGUCUGCGAAGAUUCCACAUUUUGAGACCAUGGAAGAACCUGACCUCAACUUCAUCAAGAUGAUUAACGCGGGGGAACGGCUGGUGGUGAACAAUUGCAGUUUCGGCUAUCUGUCCCAUCGUAUUGUAUUUUAUCUUCUGAACUUACAUAUUAAAUCUAGGCAUACUUAUUUCGUGCGCGCAGGGACAACCCGUGAAGAGGAUUCUUACAAGGCUGAUGCGCACCUUUCGCCACAAGGAGAGGACUAUGCUAUGAAAAUGAGUCAGACACUACUAAAACAUCGUGAGGAGGAACGGGCAGCUCUCAUAGAGAAAGGCGGUGCAGACACGCCGUUGAAGCCACUUACUAUUUGGACUUCAACACGUCGCCGAACGGUGGAAACCGCCAGUUGGCUGAAGCUUCAAGGGUACAAAGUCCGGCAACGAUCUCAGAUGAGCCAGCUGAACCCGGGGGUGUGUGAGAAGAUGUCUGAGACACGGAUCAGAUUAGAGUACCCAGAUGAGAUCAGAAAGCAUGAAGCAGACCCUUAUCAUCAUCGUUACCCAAGGGCCGAAUCAUAUCACGAUGUUGCCGUCCGUCUUGAACCAAUCAUCCUUGAACUCGAGCGUGAACAGAAUGAUCUGCUCAUCAUUGCCCACGAGAGCGUGUUGAGAGUAUUAUAUGGAUACCUUAUGGCUUGCAAUUCAACUGACAUACCAUUCUUAUCAUUUCCGCGCAACGAGAUUAUCGAGAUCAUCCCUGCCAGCUACAACAACGAAGCAAAACGCAUAAAAAUCCCUGACUUGCCACCUGAGAUGAUUCCCGCAUCCCCCGAGGAUAUCAAGAUUCCUGUCCCGCCCAGUGGGAUUAUCACGCCCAUGCCAGGAGGAAUUGGCAGUCCGCAGAUUGCAGCGACAAUGCCAGAGACGGGAUCUGGUACCAAGACGCCUGAGAACAAUGACGAACUUGCGAUCAGGAUCCAUGAUGUCGUCUGA